Messenger RNA from Lytechinus pictus (painted urchin), 1047 nucleotides. Its product is annotated as melatonin receptor type 1B-A-like. Gene Ontology annotation, cellular component: membrane. The transcript has a single exon. Bases 1 to 1047 code for a protein of 348 amino acids. Gene Ontology annotation, molecular function: G protein-coupled receptor activity. Gene Ontology annotation, biological process: G protein-coupled receptor signaling pathway. NCBI's taxonomy places the organism in Eukaryota, Metazoa, Echinodermata, Echinoidea, Temnopleuroida, Toxopneustidae. The record is from RefSeq and is a predicted model, not a curated record.
AUGUCAGAUGAAGAUCUUCUGAUGAACACAACGGAUGUGCGCAGCGAAGAGGAAUUCGAAGUAGGAUACACCCACCGUGUCAUUGGUGCUACAGUUUUAUGCAUCAUAUCGCUUGUUGGAAUCUUUGGUAACAGCCUGGUGAUUUUGGCCGUGUCGGUUUCAAGAAAACUACAGACCAUCACCAAUGUGUUUGUUGUAAGUCUGAGUAUAACGGAUCUCUUGACGUGUGCCUCAUUGCCUUUCCAGAGCCUUGGACUCGUGCACCCUGCGGGAUGGCCAUUGGAUCCAACCUUCUGUCCGGUGAUCGGAGCGUCUAUCUACAUCCUGACGUUGACCAGUGUCUUCACGCUUGCGAACAUCGCCUUCAAUCGCUACUAUCUCAUUACACGUCGGCGAGAGGCUUACCAAUGGCUGUACAAGCCAUCGAAGCUGUGUAUGAUGCAAUCCCUGGCAUGGCUACAAGCUAUUCUAUGCCUAGCCAUACCUGAACUGAUCAAUAUAGAGACCUUGGGAUACUCCGAUGAGCAGCAUUGGUGUAGCUGGUUGAGCAAGCCUGAGGAUCCUAUCGGGAUCUACGAGACAAUUGCCUUCGUGAAUAUCUUUCUGGCAUUUCUCGUCAUCCUCUUCUGCUACGUUAAGAUCUUCAUGCGUGUCCGGGAACAGCGGAAGGUGAUGGCAUCAGCCAACGAUCACGCGUCCCAGGUCCCCACGGCUGCUUCCGAGACUGAUCUCCAACCGGACAACCAACAGAACACCACGAACAAGCCUGACAUCCGCAGGAGGGAUAGCCAGAUCAACAAGAAUCUCUUCAGUGUUGUCUGUGCCUUCUUUCUCUGCGUCAUGCCCCAUACCCUUUGCGUCCUCAUCCCCGGUCACGAGAUCCCAUCCAUCUACACCUUCAUCCUAAUGUCUGCCAACUGUUGCAUCAACCCUUUGAUUUACGCGGACAAGCAUCCGCAUUUCAAGCAAGUAUUUGGUUGCUUGCUUAGGUGCCAGUAUGACAAGAUCCCAAAUCCAGUUUCGUGGGUGAGGAUGUAUGUAGAAUGA